AGCUGUGAUAACACCACAUGAAUACGGGAGUCGGGCUCGUCCGGGAGAACGUGGCUCCUAAGUAUCGGCCCCUCUCUGGAGAUAAUGAUGUGUUUCUCUCUGGGUCGCAUCCUGCUCACCGAUUUCUCCAGCAUCGUCGGUGGAAGGAAGCCGCAGCCUCUUGCUACUCGUCCCCGGCAGUGAGCAGCGGCUUCCCGGGGCUCGUCAGCGUCGACGCGCCGGUCGCCGAUUACGAGCAGAGAUGUCUGCCGAAGAAACGAGCGCGUCGACGUGGAGGAAAAGGACGUUAAGGUACAAAAGACCCGGUCCGUGUUGCUGUGAAAACAUGCUCUUCGGGAUGGGAAAUCCCUUGCUCGACAUUUCAGCUGUAGUGGACAAAGAUUUCCUUGACAAGUUUGGCCUGAAGCCCAAUGACCAGAUCCUCGCUGAAGACAAACACAAAGCCCUGUUCGAAGAAAUCGUCAAGAGGAACAAAGUUGAGUACCACGCCGGUGGCUCGACCCAGAACUCGGUGAAAAUCGCCCAGUGGAUGAUCCAGGAGCCCCACAAGGUGGCCACGUUCUUCGGGUGCAUCGGCGCCGACCACUUCGGCAAGAUCCUGAAGAAGAAGGCCGAGGAGGCCCACGUGGACGCCCACUACUACGAGCAGAGCGAGGAGCCCACCGGCACCUGCGCCGCCUGCAUCACAGGGGACAAUAGGUCCCUUGUUGCUAACCUGGCAGCGGCAAACUGCUACAAAAAGGAAAAACACCUGGACUUGGACAGCAACUGGGAGCUGGUGAAGAAAGCCAAGGUCUAUUAUAUUGCGGGCUUCUUCCUGACCGUGUCCCCGGAGUCGAUCAUCAAGGUAGCGAAGCACGCCUCAGACAACAACAAGAUCUUCUGCAUGAACCUCUCGGCUCCGUUCAUCAGCCAGUUCUUUAAGGAGCCGCUGAUGAAAGUCAUGCCCUACGUCGACAUCCUGUUUGGCAACGAGACGGAAGCGGCCACCUUUGCCAGCGUGCUGGGCUUUGAGACCGACGACAUUGCGGAGAUCGCGAAGAGGACCCAGGAGCUCCCCAAGGAGAACCCGGACAGGCGGCGAGUGGUGGUCUUCACCCAGGGCAAGGACGACACCGUCGCAACCGUCGGGGAGAAGGUGACCAUGUUCCCCGUUCUGGACAUCGACCAGAACGAUAUUGUGGACACUAACGGAGCAGGAGACGCCUUCGUGGGAGGAUUCCUCUCGGCGUUGGUCCAGGAGCACGCGCUGGAGGAGUGCAUCCGGGCCGGGCACUACGCCGCCCACGUCAUCAUCAGACGAGUCGGAUGCACCUUCCCGGAGAAACCAGAAUAUCACUGAUGCGCCACAUCUCAUUUCCAUCAAAUCCUUGUGAAUGUAUGCUCUGGAAUUUUUAUGUACAUUUUUUUUCUAUUUACAGCAACUGACUGACUUUAUGUGACUAAGUGCAGCAACAUGGAUGCAUCAAGCUCCAAUGUUUUAAUACAAUUGAUCCAAUGUACUAGCAUAAAAUAUUACAGUAAUAUGACUGUGUUUAAAGGAGCAUUCCAUUUAAAAUCUGUCUACGAUUAGAAACUGAACCUGCAGGUGGAGAUCAACAACAAGUUGUAUCCCUAUUCAUGCUGUUGCUGCACUUAAAAGGUAGCGGCGUGUGAUAUUUUGGCUAAAGCUGCAGACUGGACGGGCGGACGAGCGCAUCAUCCCGCGGGAUAUGUUCCAAAAGUAAGAUUUAAGUUAGUGUCUCGCUCCUUCACGGAGGAGUCAACGAUCAAUUCUAGUCGUGACCCAGAGUCAAGGCCGAAAACAAAACAAAAAACACUCAAACUUUUGCAAACCUCUCCUGCAACUCUAUUAAUCAUUAGGCUCAGAAUGUUAUUGCUUCACCAAUAAACUGCUAAUUAGACUCUUAUGAGUUAUGAGGAUGCAGCAGCGUGGCACAGAAGUGGUGUGUUUGGCAGUGAAGCCCACGAGUGUCAUCAUUCACAAACUUUUUACAGCCUCCUUUCAGGCCUGCAGGGGCUGAGUGCUGCCACAUUAUGCACUACAGAAUAGAUUACAUUUUCAGUUGAGUAUUACUUUAAUAAGAAGCUGUGGAGAUCAUGAAUUGGGUCCCGUUAUCUGACAGUUUUAAUGAAAAGGAUGUUUUUUUUGGGUUAUUACACAAAUAAAACGGUUUAAAAUACA
Molecule: messenger RNA, 2185 nt
Organism: Betta splendens (Siamese fighting fish)
Lineage: Eukaryota; Metazoa; Chordata; Actinopteri; Anabantiformes; Osphronemidae
Gene: adkb
Product: adenosine kinase b
Exons: 11
Coding region: 242-1342 (366 amino acids)
Biological process (GO): purine ribonucleoside salvage
Cellular component (GO): cytosol; nucleus
Molecular function (GO): adenosine kinase activity
Source: RefSeq, a predicted model, not a curated record